AGCCCGAGUCAACUACCUUCUUUCUCUCUGCUCGCUAAUAUGUUUCUUCGAGGUCUCUCCUGUCGUGGAAUACCUCUGGAUAUUUCUUGAUCUGUCGCUCUUCUUGUCCUUUGUGUUGCGGUUCUCCAACUGCCCGGAAUCGUCCUCGUUCGGCAGCGACACUCGAAACGCCUCUUCGUCCCGGUCACCACCUGUGCUACAGUCACCCUCGGAUCAUGCGUCCUUCCUGGCCCCGGUGCUUUGGAUAAUGUUAUCAGAUACAGCUGCGCUCCCAUCAGUGCCCAGUUUCGAGCCCUGGAGGGAUAUCAACGGUUCUCGAUCGGGGGGUGGGAUGCAACCUGGCGGCGAUCGGAGUAGCUGGGCUGGUCCGUAUCGGAAUGGCAAUGAUACCCCACCAAGUGGUCGUCAGCGGCCAAGAUUCCCGAAUAUAAAAGAUCUUCAGGAUGAGGCAGCAGCAUUAGGCGUGGACGAGAAGGCUUCUCUGAAUGCGCUGUUGAGGACAGCCAAGGAUGCCAUACGGCAAUCUCGCACCGCUGUGGACAAGGGAGAGCUAGACGUUGCCUAUGUCCUAUACUUGCGCGCUUCAGAAAUAACUGUCAAUACCAUACCGCACCAUCCAGACUACCGGAUAGCGAUCAACCAACGGCCAGGAUGGUAUGACCAGUUUGCAGAUCUAAUGCUGUCUGUUAGGACCAAACAGGCAACCAUGGACUCAAUCAAACAGCAGAUUCUCGAAGAUAACCUUGCCAACAAUGUCAAACCUACAGGGGCGCGCACGCUUCCACCAUCGGCGUCCUCGAACACGCCCUCACAACCUGGUGGGAACAGCGAAAUUGGCAACAGUAUAUUGAGAAUGCCGAGUCCUUCGGAUUUCCAAGCAGGGGACGCGAGAAUUACAAAUCCUGUUGACGAUGUACUAGCCCAGAGAUUUGCCAGACUGAAGGCAACACCAUCAUCUAUUCAAGGAUCUCAGACGCCUGUUACCUCCGUUCAGACGGAUGAUCCUUCGGUCUCUCCGCCUCAUGGGAAGCCCUCGGACUAUCCACCGCGGCCAUCUACCACCUCUCCACGCGCAUCGCUCAUGUCGCCCUCUUUGCGCCCUAUGGGUCCGCGGAAUAUGGGAUCACCACAUAGUGUACCUUCGCUCCCCCCAAAAGUUCCAUUAGACGCGCCACUUCCUCGCGCGCCCGAUCCAGCAUAUAACCCGAUAUUCACUGUACCAAACCAAUCCCCUUCUAACCCUCCAAGAACUUCGACCGAAAGCGCACGAGCAGCAAACUCAAGAUACUCUCAUAUCGCCGGUUCUCCAAGAGGUAGCCCUAGUCGAGGUGCAUUGGACGACAAUCCUUAUCGGUCACGGACUCCAAAUGGCGUUCAUCCGGCAGCAGAAUCAAAAAGCAGUUCUGCCGAUUUACCCCACAAUCCGACUGUUAGUGCACAGCAGCUACUGGAUUAUCUCCGGAAAUACAAUGUACUUCUGAUUGAUGUCCGUCCGCGGAACCGUUACGACAACGGACAUAUAUACGCGAAGUCGAUUAUUUGCAUUGAGCCCGUUGCUUUGAAGGAGAAUGUUUCUGCAGAAGAAUUGGAGGAGAGAUUGAUAGUCUCUCCGGAAUAUGAGCAGUCAUUGUUUGAAAGAAGAAAUGAGUUUGAUCUGGUUGUAUACUAUGAUCAAAGCACAGCUUCCGUCAGCUAUCUUGCCGGGUCCCCUGUCGGGACAACGGCGCCGCAUCUCAGAGCUCUCUACGACACGUUAUAUGAGUUUAACGCAUACAAGCCGUUGAGGGACGGACGCCCACCGGCUCUACUAGUCGGUGGCCUGGAUGCAUGGAUUGACUUGCUUGGCCAGCAGUCCCUCGCUACCUCAUCCACGGCUGCUGUCAUGGGGUCGCUUCAACCCAAGAGACCCGGCAGAGGACCGGGCAGGCCCAUCGGCAGAGUCCCAACAAUGGCCAGUGCAAAUUCCAGUUUAGAAGUGAGAAAGAGAAGACUCCGAGAAUUCACACCACUUAAUGCGGAGGAGCUCACUGCAUGGAUGGAAAGGUCCAGGGUAGAAGAGAUUGAUCCCGAGAGCUAUGAGGGCGAGGACGAGACUAUAACCGAAACACCAGAAGAGAGCGUAGCAGAGCAAGAACCUUCUUCUCCUUUUAUCCACUCAUAUGAGGACUUCCUGCGACGCUUCCCCGAGCCGCAUGCUGUCCAGCAGUCAAUGAUCAUGUCCGAGACUCGACCGCCACUCCCGUCUGUGCCCAAUUAUGGCGCUCCUGUGCCUGUUGUACCUUCACGGCCGCCACCUGCUGUGCCGCGACGAAGUUAUGGAGGUGUCUCAGAUGGCCGGCAGAUUCAGCCUACGCUUGCGCGACAGAAUUCUGCAAAUAGGACUGCUUUGUACACGUCGAACUCCGUCAUCCAUCGACUCAAGCUCCCACGAACGGGUCUUACGAACUUUGGUGUGACCUGCUAUAUGAAUUCGACCAUUCAAUGCUUGAGUGCAACAAUUGCGCUAAGCAAAUUCUUUAUCGAUAACCGUUUCCGAUUCUAUGUACAAAAGAACUGGAAGGGGUCCCAGGGGGUCAUGCCUGGUCUGUACGCCAAUCUCAUUCGUUCGCUGUGGAAGAACGACGUGGAAGUAAUCAUGCCUACGUCCUUCCGAAACUUCUGUGGGCGACUGAACCGGGAGUGGGCAAUAGACAGACAGCAGGAUGCAAAAGAAUUUUUCGAUUUUCUCGUCGACUGUUUACACGAGGAUCUUAACAUCAACUGGCAGCGGACUCCACUGCGUCCGUUGACAUUCGAAGAAGAAAUGCAGCGAGAGAGGAUGCCGGUGCCCAAGGUAUCGAAGAUAGAAUGGGACCGUUACUGUCACCGUGAGGAAUCAUAUAUUUCUUCUCUCUUUGCGGGGCAGCACGCAAGUCGACUGCGUUGUACUACUUGCAAACGUACUUCAACAACGUAUGAGGCGUUCUACAGCAUUAGCGUGGAGAUCCCACCUUCAGGCACUGGCGAUAUCUACCAAUGUCUUCGCAGCUACUGUCAAGAGGAGAUGCUGAGCGGUGAUGAAGUUUGGAAGUGCCCUUACUGCAAAUGCGAGCGGGUAGCAACCAAGCAAAUCAUCAUCACCAGAGCCCCCCAGAUCCUGGUUGUACACUUCAAACGCUUUUCUGCGUCGAAAACACAGAGUGCUCGAAAGAUUCACACCCCUGUGGACUUCCCUCUCCACGGCCUCAGGAUGGACGAUUUUGUCAUCCCUGGCUCUCCCUCCAACGCACCGAACAGUGACGCACAGGGACGAUAUACCAUCUCACCCACCUCCCCACCCUUCACCUACGAUGCAUACGCCGUCCUCCGUCAUAUUGGCUCAACCUCAAGCGGCGGUCACUAUAUCUCUCUCAUACGGGACGCACAGCGCCAAUGCUGGCGUAAAUUCGAUGACGAGCGCGUCACGGAGUUCAGCCCGCGCGAUCUACGAUUUUCUGACCGCCUUCAAAACGAGCAGGCAUACAUUGUAUUCUACGAGCGUGUUCCAGCGAAAUAACCAAGUGCAUUUGUUUGAGGCCUUUUUUUUUUCUUUCCAUGUAAUCACGACUCGCCUUUUCCAUUCCCUGGUUUUUCUCUUCCACGUUCAGCUCUUUUUGGGGGGACGGUUCUUUUUUGCUAGGAUGUCUAAUUCUUUUGCGCGCCUACGGAGCAAUGAUUCCUGUCCGUGAGAGACCGCCACGCUUAGAUAGAGAUAUGAUUACAUGUAUGUACGGUUUCCAUAUCAUACCCCGGUUUUUUUUAUUCUUUUUCUAUUUGUUCUUUUGGUAGGGGUGGGCGCGAACGAAUUGUGCCUAUAAUCCUCGUGAGAGAUAUGUGUUUCUAUACUAUAUUAUAUUUUAUAGCAUUAGGGGCAUUGUAGAACCUCCUACGCUCCAUCCAGCUACAUGUUCAAGAACGAAUUAAU
Molecule: messenger RNA, 3943 nt
Organism: Paecilomyces variotii
Lineage: Eukaryota; Fungi; Ascomycota; Eurotiomycetes; Eurotiales; Thermoascaceae
Product: putative ubiquitin C-terminal hydrolase
Exons: 3
Coding region: 248-3535 (1095 amino acids)
Biological process (GO): protein deubiquitination
Cellular component (GO): cytoplasm
Molecular function (GO): cysteine-type deubiquitinase activity
Source: RefSeq, a predicted model, not a curated record